Molecule: messenger RNA, 288 nt
Organism: Gongylonema pulchrum
Lineage: Eukaryota; Metazoa; Nematoda; Chromadorea; Rhabditida; Gongylonematidae
Source: the annotation of a GenBank genome assembly
AUGCACAACAUUGCGGAAGAAGCUGCAAACGUUUUGACCAAACCAUCAGCAAGAAUCACCGAUCUGAUCGAGCAAUUCAAGAAGGAAACGGCAUUUUAUGGAGAAGAGACGCGUCGGUACAUCCGCGACGAUUAUGACCGAUGCAAAAUAUUCAGGAGUACACAAAUUUCGAAGAUUGCGAGAAUUUACAGCGAAAUGCAUCCUGAAUCUAAUUACCCUCAUGUUCACACGUUCGAAGAUGUUGAUAAUCUCAAUUUUGGAGAAUAUCAUUUUUUUGUGCAUCCAUAG